GACAUCAGGAAGUAGUUGGCCGCGUUUCGCACAUUGUAGACAGCUUCACGAGUGGCAGUGCCACAGCACUAACCGCCAGUGUUGUUUGUAGCUAUCCCAGUGUACAGGAAUGGGCUGUAACAUUUUGUCGUUUUCGUUAGUAAUGCGUGCGUUUGCAUUGUUUAUGUGGUGACAUUUCUAAAUGUCUAAGUUAUAGGGCAAGGUCAAGCAAAUUCACAAACUCGUUUCGUCGUUUGUGUCAAAUUGAGAAGUAACGUUAGACGGGGAAAAAAAGGCUUCGCCGUUUUGACACAUCACAGAGGGGCAGAGUCAGUGGCAUAUGAGUCGAGAAGUGGACGUAGUGCGACUGACCGUGGAAAUCUCACCACAGCAGGAAACGCGAAACCUUGGGAAUCCAUAAUGCACGAUGGAAUAGUGCUUUAGGAAGUUCCAAUAUCAAGAAACACCGCCACUGGGAUUACAUUUGAAUAUUUUGUUUUUCCUUUCUAAGUAGGAAGGUAUUUGAACUAUUUUCGGAGUUGUCUUUCAUUGUGACAUUUCACUUAACAUCUCAAAUCGAUAUGUAUACGAGCAAUGCCCGAAUGAGGAGAUCUAGCUAGGGGCUCAAUAUGAGGAAUCGGGAGAAUUGACCUCUGUUUGGAAGCCCACCACGCGCCGUGGAGAAUGGCAUCAAAUGAAAGAUUGUACGAGGUCUGGAUGCUGUAUUGCAACAAGAGGGACCCAGACUACCUGAAGCUGUGGCUGGAGAUCUUCAUUGGCUCCUAUGAGAGAUGUCUAGACGUGGACUUUGAGAAGCCACCCUCCAGGUUGGAGGAGGUGCCUCCAGUGAUGACCCUGCUGCCAGACAACAUCCUGCAGGUGUUGCGGCACCAGCUGCUCCAGUGUGUCCAGAAGGCCUCGGACGGCCUGGAGCAGGAGCAGCAGAACCUGGCCCUCCUGCUGGUCAAGUUCCUCAUCGUCAUCUGCAGGAACCUGUCCAAUGUCGAGGAGAUUGGCACCUGCUCCUACAUCAACCAUGUCAUCACCAUGACAACGCUCUACAUCCAGCAGCUGAAGAGUAAGACCAAGGAGAAGGAGAUGGUGGACCAGACUCAGGCCGAGGAGUUUGUCCGCCACUCUCUGGCCUUCUGCGAGAGCCUGUACGACCCCUACCGGAACUGGAGAUAUCGCACCUGCGGGGACCAGCGGAGUACAGUGGAGAAGAGCAGACAGAAAUACAAAGCAGCUCCUCUCACCGUGGAGUUUGUCCCCUUCUUCUACCAGUGCUUCCAGGAGAGUGAACACCUUAAGGACAGUCUGAAAUGCUGUCUGUUACACCUGUUUGGAGCCAUCGUGGCAGGGGGACAGCGUAAUGCUCUACUAGCCAUCUCCCCAGCCACCAUGGAGGUUCUGCUGCGUGUGCUGGGAGACUAUGAGGGGGGAGACUAUGAGGGGGGAGACAUGGACAGGGAGGACUGGGACAGUGAGGCUCCAGACCGGAAGUCCCUGCUCACCCUGGGCUGUCUGAGGGAGGUGGUCCACUCCCUCCUGGCCAGCAGCUCAGACCAACGCCAGGUGGAGAUCGGCUCGGUGCUGGAGAACUACUUCAAAUUGCUCAACUCUGAUCCGGCGGCAGCGGCCGUGCAGCAAGGGGUCAAAGGUCAUAAGGUGCUGGGCCGCCACUGGGAGAGCCGCUUCGUAGCGCUGCAGGUGCACAUGCUAGACACUAUCAGGGAUAUGUUCCUGUGUUCGGACCGUCCCGUCCUGCAGGCCAUCUUCCUCAACAGCAACUGCUUCGAGCACCUGACACGCCUACUACAGAACAGCAAGCUGGUUAAUGCUAGGUGCACGACAGCAGAGAAGGACCAGAAAGAUUUCACCAACAGGUUACUGACAGUGACAGGAGAGAGUGACACCCAGGUGUUUCAAGGGCGACUGGACUCUCUCGCCGUGGCAACCAUCAAAGCCCUGACGACGGUGAUGCACAAGUCACCUGCUGCAAAGGAGGUGUUCAAGGAGCGGAUUGGCUACACUCACCUGUUUGAGGUUCUGGUCUCCCUGGGCCAGCCCUCCAGACACCUGCUGAAGGAACUGAUGAAUAUGGCUGUGGAGGGUGAACACAGCUCGGUGGGUAUCCUGGGCAUCAGUAACGUGGAGCCCCUGCUCCUCCUCAUCCAGUGGCUCCCAGAGAUGGACUCUGCUGAGCUGCAGGUGUUCACUGCCGACUGGCUCCGCCGCCUCUGCUGCAUCAACCGACAGACUCGCGCCACCUGCGUCAACGCCGCCAUGGCCGUGCGGCUCCUCGCCACCCUCGGGCACCACGCUCGCCUGCACCGGGCGUGCGCGGAAAGCCUUGUCGGUUUGCUAGGGUCACUGGGGAGCCAGUCGCUGAGCGGUGGUGAGCUCCUCCAGUUACUCAGGCUUCUGAGGCCGCUGGAGCCCGGGCAGGCUCACCCGUACGUGGGCCCGGUGUUGAGGGCGGUCCUGGGCAUGGUGCGGAAGCAGGGUCUGGAGAGCGCCAUGCAGUACUUUGAUCUGUCACCCAGCAUGGCUGGCAUCGCCGUGCCAAUGGUGAUGCGCUGGCCGGGCCCCGCCUUCAGCUUCCUGGCCUGGCUCUCAUUGGACCAGGACCAGCAGGGACUGCCCGGCAAGGGGGACAAGAGGAAGCAGCUGUACAGUUUUUUCACCCCGGGAGGAACGGGCUUGGAGGCCUUCAUCAGUUCAGCAGGGGUACUGGUGGUUGCCGUGUGCACCAAGAAGGAGUACAUGACAGUGAUGCUACCAGACUACUCUUUCUGUGACUCACUCUGGCACAGUAUAGGUGUAGUCCAUGUACCGGGGAAGAGGCCGUUUGGACAGAGUCUAGUUUACAUCUAUGUAGAUGGACAGCAGAAACUGUCAGCACCACUCAAGUACCCAACCAUGACAGAGCCUUUCACCUCCUGCUGCAUCGGCUCAGCAGGCCAUCGGACCACCACGCCACCCCCCUCCCAAAUCUCAGACCCCCCCUUGUCCGGGGCGCCCCCUUCCGCCCGCUCCUCCCUGGGGGGCAUCCUGUCGACCCAGGGCUGGGGGAGCCUCCUGGGGGGAAAGCCUGAGUCGGUCACCAAGUUGAUCUCGGCGGGGACGCAGGACAGCGAGUGGGGCAGCCCCACCUCCCUGCAGGGCCAGCUGGGUAGCGUCAUGGUGUUCCAUGAAGCACUGCAGCCCAACCACGUCAAGGCCCUCUGCAGCCCCGGGCCAAACUGCAUUUCUCCUUUCAAGACCCAGGAGGCAGAGCUCGGUGACCUCGCAACUAAACUCCUGCUGCACUACUCCCCCAAGGCUUGUCGGAACCCCAUCUGUCUGGACCUGUCCCCCAACCUCCUCCAUGGGCGUCUGACUGGGAACAAGGUUGUCAACUGGGACAUCAAGGAUAUGAUCAAUUGCGUGGGAGGUCUACCUGUCCUCUUCCCCAUCCUGGAGCAACUCACCCUGCUGACCCCUGAGAACCACACCGCUGCCGACCCCACGGGGUCAGAGUUGAUCAGCCCCACCCCUGACGUGGCCACCUCCCCUGGGGACGGGGACUGGGUCAUCUUGCCCUCCAACAGGUCCUCAGAGGCGCGUCUGGAGAAGAACCUGGUUGCCACGUUCCUGCUGGUGCUGAAGCACUUCCUGCAGCGUCACCCCAUCAACCAGGAGAGCCUGCUGCACUCCCAUGGAGUAGCCACCCUGGGGGGACUGAUGCAGAAGCUGCCUGCCAGUCUGGUGGAUGUGAGUGUCUUGGUGUCUGCUCAGCUCCUGGUGGAGCAGGUUACCUAUGAAAAGAACCAACAGCUGCUGCAGCAACUCCACACACACCUUCUGUUCAACUUCAGCAUCUGGAACCUGGGGGACUUCCCCAUGCGCAUCGGUCACAUCCAGUACAUGUCCACCAUCAUCAAAGAAAACAGGAAGCAGUUCCGGAAGAAAUACGGAGUUCAGUUUCUACUGGACACCAUUCGCCUUUACUACGGUAAGAGUGUCAGCAGGGAGGGAGAUAUUAGUGAAGACGACAAUCAGACCAUCCGAGCAUCCCUCUGCGGCCUCCUGAAGUAUUACAUCAGCAAGGGUAUGACCCAGGAGGAGAUGCACAGCAUUCUGGGAUACAUCGCCGCCAUCGGAGAGGAGGAACAGCUGUGUGGAGUGAUAGAGUUGCUGCUAAGUCUGCUCCAGACCAGUGCUGCCAGGGACCAGCUUUUCCUGCUGCUGUUUGAGCCGGGGGCGGCUGACUCCUGCUACGCCCUGCUGCUCAACACCAAACACUCAGACCGCCUCCGAGAGCUCGUCUUCAAGAUGUUUGACCGCAUGCUGCGCUGCGACCGUGUCUAUGAGAAGAACAAGCAGAGGCUGAAGCUGAGGGAGGUGGGAUACUCUGGUCUCUCCCUGCUCUUCUCUGACCUCCACAUCACCCCCUCCCUCGUCAAGAGCCUGCUCAACCAGGUGCUCCACACAGAUCAUGUGGUGAGCUACAAGGACCUUAUGGCCCUGGUCCAGCUGACUCACCGGGCCGGGCCCAGCGUACGCCUGCUCGUGUGCAAUAGGCUGUACCAGCUCCUCCAGUCCCAGCAGGACGCGGCGCGGGAGAUCUCCAGACAGCUGUGCUGGCAGGAGACCCUGAUGAGGCUGUUCCUGCGCUCCCCCUGCGAGGGCGGCCCGGGGCGGGGCGAUGCUGCCAGCACCUGCAGCCUGGACCUCAACCUCAGCCGGGGCAGCGGCAGCCGCCUAGAACUUCCCCUGGAGAGGAGGGGCCGAGCAGGCAGCGCCGGAAGACUGGUGGAUGAAGACCGCCUCAGCGUGAGCUCCAGAAGAUCAGUGGAUAGUCUUGAAAACGGGGAUGUACUUUCGCUUCUGGACACGCCCAUUAGUCAGAUUGGAGAGGGCCAGUUGCUCAAGCCCUGGGCCUCUGGGGGAGGGAAAGCAGGGGGUUUGAGUUUGGACCUGUCCCACAUGAGUGCCUAUGAGGGCGGGGAGAGCGGCAACCAGACGCCGGGGAGCAUGGUCAGCACGCCAUCGCCGCUGGAGACGUCAGCCAAGGCCUUCCCAGAUGCCUCGUCGGCGUCCCUCACCGAGGACAGCUUCCUGUUCAGCGACAACGUGUCAUUGGGGGAGUCGUUCAGCUGCGCUGAGCGGACGGAGGAGGAGCUGUCUCGCAUGCUGCUGGAGAUCGUGCUGUGCGUAAUGUGGCGAGGCGUGGAGGGCUCGGACGAUGCCGCCUGGCUGGAGCGGGGGCAGGUGUUCUCUGCCCUCACCAAGCUGGGCGCUACCAACGAGCUGCUGCUGCCUGUCGACCACAUCAAGCUCAGUCUGAUGGAGAGGAUGCUGGAGUGGGCUGUGACUGACAACCGGGAGGCCACGGCGGCCAUGUUGCCCCAGCACACCGAGAACGCUGUGCGGCUGCUCCACGUUGUGCAGGACUUCCUGCAGGCCGAGGGCCUGGUCAACCCCGCCCUGUGGACAGAGAAGGUCCUGGAGGAGACAGUGACUCUGAUGGACAGUCUAAUGGUGUGGUACUCAUCAGGGGCCCAGUGGCUGCAGCUGUCCCAGGUGGGCCUGAGGCUUCUGCUGGGCUUCAUGGCCCAGGAAGACCCCCAGGUGUGUGCCUUGGCCACAGCCAAGCUGAACGGCAUCCUGCAGACCAAGAGCGUGGAGACUCAGGACGAGGCGUGUUACCUGCUGGGAAAGGUGGAGGGCAUCCUGAGACGCUCUGUAGGGGGGCAGACAGAGGACACCUAUAUGUGCCUGGUGCCCCUGCUCCGCACGCUGCUCUCCAAGGUGAACAAGCUGCUGUACAUGGAGCUGCACCUCCCCCAGAUGCCUGACACCAACGGCAGCCCCUCCUUCUUCGAGGACUUCCAGCUGUACUGCGACUCCCCCGAGUGGAGGGUCUACCUCGACAAAUACAUCAUCCCCUACAUGAAGCAGUAUGAGAUUGAGACGUUUAGUCAGGGUCAUGAGACCAUGGCUCUGUUCUGGAAGGAGUGCUAUGAAAGCUUCAUGGUCAACCUGCACAAGAGAGAGAGGGAGAGGGGAGAGAGCAAGAUACGCUUCCAGGAGCAGUUUGUGGAGCCCUUCUCUCGGCGCGGCCGGCAGGAGAACCUGCGAUACAACAGCAUGCUGAAGCAGCUUCACAGCCAGCACAGUGCCGUCCUCAGGCAGUGGAGAGGAGCACGCCGCAGCCUGGUGUGUGAGAGAGGCCCCUGGGCAGACAGGCAGCAGAGUGAGAUGCACUGGCGAGUGUCCAGCGCUGAGAACUACUCCCGCAUGAGACUCAAACUGGUGCCCAACUACAACUAUGAGGACCACCGGCAGGCCAGCGCUCUCAGGGACAACCUGGGUGUCCAGCAGCAGAGGGUGACACCUGAGUCCUUACUGCUGGAGGCGGUCAAGCAGGUGAAGGUCAGCGACCUGGAGGAUGACAUUCUGGAGCUGCCUGAAGACGACCCCGCAGCGACCAACAACACGGGGGAAGUGGAGGAGGCAGGCCAGAAGGAGAAGCUGGUUCUGUGGGAGGACUGUGAGCUGGUCACCCAGGUGGAUGUCAGCCCUGGACGUCUGGAGCUCACCACCCAGCACAUCUACUUCUAUGACAGCAGCACAGAGAAGGAGGAGGGUGUUGGUCAGGACUUUAAGUGGCCUCUAUCUCAGAUCCGGGAGAUCCACCUGCGAAGGUACAACCUCCGCCGCUCGGCCCUAGAGAUCUUCCUCAUAGACCAGACCAACUACUUCCUCAACUUUAAGAAAGAGGUGCGGAACAAGGUGUACAGUAGGAUGCUGCUGCUGCGCUCCCUCAGCCUGUACGGCACACGCUCACCACAGGAGCUGCUCAAGGCCUCCGGACUCACACAGAAAUGGGUGAACCGAGAGAUGACCAACUUUGACUACCUGAUCCAGCUGAAUACCAUCGCGGGCCGAACCUACAACGACCUGUCUCAGUACCCAGUGUUCCCCUGGAUCCUGUCGGACUACACGUCAGAGGAGCUGGACCUGACAGACCCAGCGGUGUUCCGGGACUUGUCCAAGCCAGUGGCCGUACUCAACGAGCGGAACGCCAAGGCUGUCCGGGAGAAGUAUGAGAGUUUUGAGGACCCCACGGGGACCAUCGACCGGUUCCACUACGGUACCCACUACUCCAACGCAGCAGGAGUCAUGCACUAUCUCAUCCGCGUGGAACCCUUCACGUCACUCCACAUCGCGCUACAGAGUGGACGGUUUGACUGUGCGGACCGUCAGUUCCACUCCAUCCCAGCUUUGUGGCAGACCCUCACGGACAACCCCAACGACGUCAAGGAGCUCAUCCCAGAGUUCUUCUACUUCCCAGAGUUCCUGGAGAAUCAGAACGCCUUUGAUCUAGGGCGCCUGCAGAUCUCCAAGGAGAGGGUGAAUGAUGUCAUCCUGCCUAAAUGGGCCAAGUCUCCAGAGGACUUCAUUUAUAAGCACAGGAAAGCCCUGGAGUCUGAGUAUGUAUCGGCCCACCUGCAAGACUGGAUUGAUCUGAUCUUCGGUUACAAACAGCGAGGCCCCGCGGCCGUGGAGGCACUCAAUGUCUUCUAUUACUGCACCUACGAAGGGGCAGUGGACCUGGAUGCCAUCACUGAUGAGAAGGAGCGUAAAGCUGUAGAGGGGAUGAUCAGUAACUUUGGACAGACACCCUGCCAGCUGCUCAAGGAGCCACACCCUGUACGUCUUUCUCUGGAGGAGGUGGAGAAGAGGAAAGGUCGACUAGACGCCUCGCCCCUCAGCAUCUUCCAGCACCUUGCCGAACUCAAGUCCUUCUUUGUCGAGGGGAUCAAUGACAACGUGCCUCUGGUGAAAGCCGUGGUCCCCAAGAACCAGUCCCACUCCUUCAUCACCCAGGGCAGCCCAGACACCAUGGUGACCCUGAGUCAGAACUGUCUGAUGGCAACCCACGGCUGGCUGCCUUAUGACAAGAACAUCUCCAACUACUUUACCUUCAUCAAGGACCCCUCCGUGGCCAACCCCAAGACCCAGCGGGUCCUGGGCGGGCCCUUCUCUCCAGGCGUGGAGGUGACGGCAGGUCUGUUUGUGGUGUCCCAUGACGGGAAGCUCCUGUUCAGCGGUGGCCACUGGGACAACAGCCUGAGGGUCACCUCCCUGGUCAAGGGAAAGACCGUGGGACAUCACAUCAGACACAUGGACAUAGUGACGUGCCUGUCGACAGACUACUGUGGGAUCCACUUGAUCUCCGGAUCCAGGGACAACACCUGUAUGGUGUGGCAGGUGCUGCAGCAGGGAGGUUGUCCAGUGGGGCUGUGUCCCAAGCCGGUACAGGUGCUGUAUGGACACACUGACGAGGUGCUGAGCGUCAGCAUCAGCACAGAGCUGGAUAUGGCCGUCUCUGGAUCACGGGACGGGACGGUGAUCAUCCACACGGUGCGUCGGGGCCAGUACAUGCGGUGUCUGCGGCCGCCCUGUGAGAGCUCCCUGCCUGUCUCCAUCCUGCACCUGGCUAUCUCUUAUGAGGGGUGUGUGGCGGUUCACACCUGUGUAGAGGGCAAGGCCACGCUCAAGGAUAAGAACGGUCUGCACCUGUACUCUGUCAAUGGGAAGCACCUGUGUACGGAGGGCCUGAAGGAGCAGGUGACAGACAUGUGUGUGUCCGGGGAGUACCUGGUUAUCGGCAGCGAGCAGGGCUUCCUCUCCAUACGAGACCUGUACAGCCUGUCCCUGUGUGCUGCCCCCAUGGCGAUGCGCGUGCCCGUGCGCUGCGUGUCCGUCACCAAGGAGCAGAGCCACGUGCUGGCGGGCCUGCAGGACGGCAAGCUUAUCAUUGUGGGCGUAGGCAAGCCGGCCGAGGUAAAGAGCUCGUUCAGAAACUACAUCGCCCAGAGCCUGGAGGGCUCACCCCUCAUGGCAAUGCCACUGCUCGCCCCGCUGAGGGUGCGCUCGCCCGCCCGCAAGCUGAGCCUCCGGGACAAGUUAAUGUUUAACCCCCAAGGCCCUGACCCCUGACCCCCUGAGCAGAACAUCCCCCUCAAUUCAAUAAAAAAAGUUUUAUUUGCCUCAGAGGGAACUUCAUAAACUCACCCUACAAACUACCACCGCAUACCAUUCUCUCUCUGUUUUAGUGCCAAAAAUGUGUCCUAAAUGACCCGCCCUUCGUUAGCCACAUACACCUUGGUUGUGUUCAUUAGGCACCAAACAGAAGAAAACUGACAAACAGCGGAGGAGCUACCUGGACUUUUUUUCCCAUUUUCUGUUGUAAGACUUUAAGUAAUGUUCCGUUGCGUGCCCUAAUGAACAUGACCCUGUUUCUGGGGCAUAUGACCCUGUUUCUGGGGCGUAUGACCCUGUUUCUGGGGCGUAUGACCCUGUUUCUGGGGCGUAUGACCCUGUUUCUGGGGCGUAUGACCCUGUUUCUGGGGCGUAUGACCCUGUUUCUGGGGCGUAUGACCCUGUUUCUGGGGCGUAUGCCCCAGAGUGAGCAGGACCCUGGCCCAUUCUCGCCCUGCAAGGAUUGGUGACCACACACACACACAGACACACAGACACAGUAACACUUGAGACAUUCCAUAAACCCCUCUGAAUGAAUACAACACACCCUCUCCUGGAAUAUUACUGUGAAAUGAAAACAUGGGCUUCCGUUUACCUCAUUCUAACCGAGGAAUGACUUCUUUUUGGGCCUUGGGAUGGUGUUGUCCAAUAUUGUUUACCGGAAGUGUCAUUACUAUUGACUGAUUUAGUAUGUAUUUGUGACAAAUGCUGUGAAUUGCCUUGGAUGAAACACCUCUGCAAAUUCAAGCCAUAUAAACUAUAUUAGUAAUAAGCUACGCUAUAAUAAGAUACACUAGGCUGUAAUUUAUUCCCACCUGCUCCUCAAGUGGAAAUGGUUUAACCCUUAUUGUCUUCCUGCUCUUCAAGUGAAAAUGGUUUAACCCUGAUUUCUUCCUCCCUGCUGGUAGACAUGAAAGUAAGGUUAACUCUGGGGCUGUAAUGAUGUAAGGUUAAAACUCUGGGGCUGUAAUGAUGUAAGGUUAACUCUGGGGCUGUAAUGAUGUAAGGUUAAAACUCUGGGGCUGUAAUGAUGUAAGGUUAAAACUCUGGGGCUGUAAUGAUGUAAGGUUAAAACUCUGGGGCUGUAAUGAUGUAAGGUUAAAACUCUGGGGCUGUAAUGAUGUAAGGUUAAAACUCUGGGGCUGUAAUGAUGGGAGUAGGAGGGACACAGGGAAUCACCCUCGAAUCAAUUGAUAAUUUGAUCCCCUCCCAACUUCUCUCCCCUUUUCUUUUAUACAAAUGGACCUGCCUGAAAGUGAACCAAGCUUUGGUUUUGAACUGGCACGAGGUCAUUCCAACAUUUCUGAACUAACCGAUCACUCAUAAAUCAUAUCCUGCUUUUUGUUUGUUUCUUUUGACUUCACACUUUCCUCCUCCUCCUCCGCCUCAUCUGUCUCUCCUCUUCCUCACUUCCUCCUCCUUUCCUCCACUGUUCUCAGAUGCGUUCAGGCCAGAUCACUCGUAAGCUGUGGGGCUCCAGCAAGCGCCUGACCCAGAUCUCCUCUGGAGAGACAGAGUACCAACCAGCCUGCAACCAGAACUGACCCCACCACCACCCCUUCCAACCCCCUCUCCACUACCACCACACCCCCUCACCCUGCUGCCUGCCUGAUUGGCCCGCCAGCCCUGCCAAUCAUCAGUCUACCCAAUCAGAUUGAACCACCCCUCGUUUUGAUUGACUGAUGACUGUUUUGGGGGAAUCUUACUCUCCUUUUCUGUUCCUCCCUCUGACUUGGGAAGGACACUGACCCACGAGUGGGUGGAAGACUGGGUGUGUGUGUGUGUUUUAACUGUGUGUAAAGGUUAGGCGGAUGAGUAGGGAAGGUCAAGACGGACCAACCGGCGCGGGCGUCGAGUUUCUGAUCCAACUGUAGGUGCAUACAUCCCCUCACACCCCCUCCCCUUCAAUGACACCCAUGGCCAUUACUCUUCAUCUUCCUCCAUCAUCAUCACUAGCACGGUCAGGCCAGUGGCUCCCACUACCAGAGACCCUCUAUGCAGACCUACACUACAGCAGUCUGAGCUGACCUCUGACCCCUCCACCUCUCAGGCCCAAGGAACGAAGGGGAUCCCCAACGUAUAAAUGUAAUUACUCCAAUGGGAACACUUAACCUGGUUGAAGGUCCACCCAUCACAUAACACUGACUACAAUGGGAAUUAUAUUUCUCUGGUCAUCAAGAUGACCCACUUCUCCGAGCCCUGAACCCGAGACCACUGACCAGUGUAUUUGUGUAUGUUCGCUCUUUGUGUUUCUGUGUGUUGUCUCUCGCUGGUUGUUUUCUCCAGUGGUCGUUGUUGACUUGAUUUUGCCUUCCAGUCUGACUAGGCUGUGACCGAUACCUCAGGGCUCCUAGGCAGCAGUAAGGGGCUAUGUUCAGUCACAAUACAAUGUUUUUGUAUUUGUGUUUGGUGUUACUGAUAAUUGUAGUUUUUUUUACAGAUGGGUGCAUGUGUAUAAGGUCUGUGGUUAGGUUGUGUUUUGCGUGGCAUUUCCGGCCCACUCCUCAUUUAGUAUAGAGGACGGGGCCCUAGGGUAUCCAACACUCGUACUAAGCCUGACACACACACUUGUUUGCUAAUAUACACAUGCAUAGACCCCUCCCUAUUGGAGAAGCCUCUGACUGCGUUCCAUGUCAUCUCUAUUGCAAUCUCAGUAGAUUUCUAUAUCACAUUUAAUGUGGUUCCUGAGAUGCUGAACACUUCUCCAGGCGUUGUGAGAUCUGAUAAUCAAUAAAGACGACCUGGAACGCACCCAAAGUCCGCUAGUUUGACACUACAGAAGAAGAGAGAAGCCAGGUGUUGUAGAAUCACUAGCUACCCCAUACCGUGCCCAAAGGACUCGCUCCCCUCGAACACUACACUCUUACACACACUGCAAGCUUCUCAUACAGCCCAUCACUACACUUGUGUUAGACCGCAUGCUUUGGAGGGACAAACCAUACUGAACCUGGCUUAGUGUGCAAUGUUUAGCGCUAGAUUCAUCCUAGAAUGUUUUUAUGUUACUUGAAUCAAUGUUUAUUUAUGAAUGAAAACAAGCUUUUUUCCCAUAGGCUAUUUAAAUUCACACUACAUUAUUUGUAUGUUUUUAAGUGGUGCUUCAGUUGUUCAACAAAGAUUUAUGCGGCAAAAAACUAAAGACGGUGGAUCGAUCCACCUUUCAGAAUGGGAGGGGAGACUUUCUAAGGGCUUUUGAGAUGUCAGUGUUACAGCAAUACAGUUCUUUCCUCUGCUCUGCUGACUGUGCAUUGGUACAUUCCAGCCUCUUCUUGUCAAGGCUGAACUAAAAAAAAAUCUCCAGGUUUCCUGUUUUUUCUGACAGGGACGACGAGACUUGGGAGAUGAGACUUAUUCUGCCAAGGGACGGCCCAAACAGCUGUCAUCUUCCAACAGUCAGAAUCACCUCAGUGUUCCUCCUCCUUCCAUAAUUGUCUCUUAGUGGGAGCCAUGUCAGCUAGUUAAGGUCCUCUGGAGUUCCAGAAAUGCAGUAACGUCACUAAACGUGUGUCUGUGAACCAGGCCUAAUGUGGCUUUUGAGAUUUCAUGUCUGUUUGAGAUUCUGAAUGAUUUCACCCCCCAUUGAAUCCUUAUGGUUGUUAUGCUCCUGUCAAAUCAAAAUGACAGUUUGGUCGGGGUAGGUCAUCUGUUGCAUAAUGUGGAUGUGUAUGUCCAUGAUGACAGUUUCUUAAAAUGCCAAAUUCCUUAUCAUAUCAUUUGCCUUCUUGAUAAUAAUUCAGUGAUUCUGGUUCUUAUCUAUCAUGGACUUAGAAUCAUUCAUUCUGAUUCUAUGGUGGUUAUAGGUUAGGGAUCAGACUUCUAUGUACAGUGUGGUUGUUUUUUGGUCUUUUAAGUGUCCGCAAUCUGUCCGGAGAUUGCAAUCACAGACCAACGUGUGCCCUUUUUUAAACGAGGCCGUUUCAAUACAUGUUUAUUUCUAAUUGUUUAUGCUGAUGUGUCUCGUCUCGAUGGCAUACUCCUUUAAUCAGUUUCCAUUCUCAUCAGGAUGUGUUAAUCAUUUUUUCCAAAGGACGUAUUUAAUAAAUGUUUCUGUUUUUGUCAAUCUUAGUUUGUCAGUCAGACGACACCACCAUCUUGUUUUAGGACUUUCUUCCAACCCCACCACUGAAACAGUGCCUUUUUAUCCACGUUGCAUCAUACAGACAAUUAUCCGGUUAGUGUGUAGAAUUCCUUGUUACCCCUCCCUCCAUGAUAACCCAUGGAUAGCAGCAUUCCACAAACGUAACAUCCAAUAGGAACCAAGAAUCUAGAACUGUAAACAAAUUAGACUAAAAAUCGGAAAUAUAUUGGUGUCUUACCUUAGCUGCUUGCUCUGUGACUGUCACCAAAUGGAUGUGUGUGUAUAUCUGAUUUAUAAAUACUGGUGUAUAAUGUACAGCAUGAUUUUUAUUUUAGUGGAUUUUAAAUGUACUUUUUGCACUUUCCAGGUACUAAAUUGUAAGUGAUUGUUUUAAAUGUCUCCCUGGUCCAUUCUGUACAGACAAACUGCUUUGUAUACACAAGUGGAAAGUAAUCAUUAAAGUCUUGUCAAAAAUGUAA
Salmo salar (Atlantic salmon) is the source of this 13569-nucleotide messenger RNA. The record is from RefSeq and is a predicted model, not a curated record. Lineage: Eukaryota; Metazoa; Chordata; Actinopteri; Salmoniformes; Salmonidae.